This is a messenger RNA of Opisthorchis viverrini, 849 nucleotides long. RefSeq lists its product as hypothetical. Bases 1 to 849 code for a protein of 282 amino acids. Lineage: Eukaryota; Metazoa; Platyhelminthes; Trematoda; Opisthorchiida; Opisthorchiidae. The transcript has a single exon. The record is from RefSeq and is a predicted model, not a curated record.
AUGGUAGAACAUAACAAACGCAAAUUGAGAUUCUCUGCGGGAUUACAGAAUGCUACAAAUUGCACAGCAGAACAUUCUGAAGAUGAAAUACGUUACGAAGACAGAACAAAUGAGGAAAUGGACGAGCGGAGUGAGACACAGUCAGAGAGACCUGCGAACUCUUUAUCACUGGUUAUGGCAAAUGUGCUGAUCAUUCCAUUGUUUGUCAUACACACCGUGAAGUACGCACUAAAUUUUCUACUCCGACCUUUGAUGAAAGCAACCAAGCCAUGGCGUCGCAGAAUGAGAAAGCAAGGUACACGUUUGUGGUGUUCAAUUCAAGAAACUGUCUAUUCAGUUUAUUGUUAUCUGGAAUUAUCCAUACGGCGACGAGUGGUCCUUCCUAUUUGUAUGUACCUAAUCAACAAAUGUUACCGCUAUUACACCAGUAAAAUGAUUGACGGAGGGAACCAGUUCACGUUUUUGAAACAUACACGAUACGCGAAAAUAAUCGGACGAAUGCUCAUGUGGUACUUGAGAGCGUUGUAUUUAUGCGUGAGGAUAAUAAACUCGAAAAUGCAACUAGAGCAGAUCAGUGAAGGUAUACAAAAGGUCCGCCACGGAGUUGUGUCAAGUUUGCGUUGCACCUGGGAGGUAAUCAUCCAAAUGUGUGACAUAACCUUAGUUGUGGUGAACAUUGUCCGUGUAUGCUGCAGUGUCCUAACCACGAUAACCGAUGUGUUUUACUUCCUUGCUCGACUAGUAUCGGUCAGUGAAAAAUUACUGUACUCAGUCGAUGAAGCUAUCUAUAUGAUACAAAACAUUAUUGGGAAAUCUGAUGAAGACUCAUCAAAACAGAAGGAGAACUGA